ACACACCUAGUAGGAAGUAUCAGUGUUUUCACACGCAAAAGAUGGGGUAAAUGUACACAUUUAUUAUAAAAUCUCAGUCCGUCGGUUCGAUCUGAAAUUAUGUUGCCUGGGGUGUUUUACGCGUUCCUGGCGGGGUUUCUGGCAGCUUUAGCAUCAUCUUCGGCAAAGUUAUCACUGGGUGCAGACUAUCUGAAGGAGGUGUGUGAGACAGGGCUGAACAUCUGGACAGAAAGACAGGACAGCACUUUGGAUCAGGGGCCUGACACCACAGUUUGUGACUGGUUACACAUACCCUUGCGGCUACUCUGUGGUGGUCUUCUGUUCACCUGCAACGCCGUGAUGUGGACGUUCUUCGCCAAAGCCCUCCGGCACUCAUCUUCCUCAGCUCGUGCCACUGUGACCACCACUGCCUCAAAUUUUGUAUUCUCUGCAUUCCUCGGACACGUGAUGUUUGGGGAAACACAUGCCAACUUAUGGUGGAUUGGUAUAAUUUUGACCUUAACAGGGCUUCUUGUUUUGCAUGGAUCAACUCCCCAGGCUUCAAUGGAACAUGUGUCUAAGAAAGAUGAAUAACAGAACACAAAGCAAAUAACAAGAAUAUUGAAAACGGAUACUUGAAAUUCAACUAAAGGACAAAGAUGGUAAAUUAUAAAAAAAAACACUUCAAGAUUAUAUUUUCAUCUGAAUAUAUAUGCAGAACUGUAUGUUGAAAUUAUUUGUGUUGAGAUUUUUUUUCUCAGAUUGUUGUUUUGAAAAUGUUUGUAAAAGAUUUUCAUAUUUUAGGGUUAUAAUAAUGUGUGUAAAAACACAAAACAAAAUCAAAUAGAUGCAAAGCAUAGAUUUGUGUGUGUUUGUUUUUACCUAUAGCCGUAUAUUAUUUACUGUAUACUUAAACAAUUAAGGGCUGUAACACAGCAUGCUUGACCUGAAUUGAUACAUUGCAAUUGCAUAACCUAGACUCUAUUAUUUGGAAGAGAAAACAUUAUGUUUUUGGUAUUAAAUAUUACAAAGAUGAAGCCUAGCACUCAAAAGUUUGAACAUACAUUGAAUUUAUAUUUCUAAUGAUUUAAGCCAUUGAAUUUUGUUUUGGUUUUGUAGGCAACAAUCAAAAUCUAAAUUAAUUUCUAAAAUCAAAAUAUUAACAACAAAUAGUAAUCUUAGUAAUUUCUUCUAAGAUACUUGUUUCAAUCUCAGGUUAUUUCAAACUUAGUUCAGUGACAUUACUGUACACCUUUUGUUGCAAUGUAUUUGUGACCCAUGGUUGGGUCAGAUAUGUGCACUUUCUAGGUUAUUUACACCAGCAGUUAAAAAAAAAUAUUUUAACAUUUUCAUAUUUUAGCAUCUUUUAGAAUGUAUAGACAGUGGAUGAACUGUAUGGAAACCACUGACCAGUUACUAAAAUGAGUUUAUAACUGUGUGUUUAUUGAUUCACCCAUAAUCAAAACUGUGAAAUACCUCAUAGAAAAAAGCACAUUUAUUAACUUUUAUUAAAGUUGUGCAGUCAUAUGACACAUCAAACAAUGAAAAAAUGCAGAUAUAUGAUGUUUUAAAAAAAAAAGAUAAAACAUUAAAAGGCAUGCUAUUGAAGAAUAAGAAAUAAAGAACAAGAUCGAACAAUAAAAUCCUGGGAUGGUAAAUCUUAAAAACAUUUCCAAAAAAUACAGAAAAUAUUUUUUACUUAAA
This is a messenger RNA of Paramisgurnus dabryanus, 1683 nucleotides long. RefSeq names its product transmembrane protein 42a (gene tmem42a). NCBI's taxonomy places the organism in Eukaryota, Metazoa, Chordata, Actinopteri, Cypriniformes, Cobitidae. The record is from RefSeq and is a predicted model, not a curated record. Gene Ontology annotation, cellular component: membrane.